Molecule: messenger RNA, 2169 nt
Organism: Vitis riparia (riverbank grape)
Lineage: Eukaryota; Viridiplantae; Streptophyta; Magnoliopsida; Vitales; Vitaceae
Product: putative receptor-like protein kinase At4g00960
Exons: 7
Coding region: 84-2075 (663 amino acids)
Biological process (GO): protein phosphorylation
Molecular function (GO): ATP binding; protein kinase activity
Source: RefSeq, a predicted model, not a curated record
UCCAUUUCUUCACCAGCCCAUUUGUAUUAUUUAAAGAUCGUAUAGUCUUAACCUCUCUUCUUCGAGUUUAUCGAAGUCCAACAAUGGCAAUGGCUUCUCUGGGACGGCUUUUCUACAUUUCAUACAUUCUCACAAACCUUGUUCCUUCCACUGUUGCCCAGCAUCUCUUAACCCCAUUCUGCAUUCCAGAGAGAGGCAACUACACAAACGGCAGUAGCUACCAGGCAAACCUCAAUUCCCUACUCACCUCCUUCUCCAAUACCACGGUUGACUACGGGUUUUACCACUCUUCUGCUGGCGAAGUCAACGGAAUUGGAUUCUGUAGAGGUGACAUCGGGCCGGAUAAGUGCCGUAGUUGUAUGAACACCUCUAGCCUUGAACUCAGACGGCUAUGUCCCAACAGUAAGGAGGCAAUUAUCUAUUACGAUAUUUGCACAUUACGUUACUCUAACCGUUCCAUAUUUGGCACUUGGGAAUUAGAUCCCUAUCUUCAACAGCCCAACAGUGACAAUUUCUGGGACGUGAACGGGUCCAACCAGGCGCUCACAAAGUUGUUGCGCCAUCUACGAAACAAAGCCGCUUCAGGUGGGAGUCUUCAAAAGUAUGCAUCAGGAGAACAAGUCGACUUUGAAACCAUAUAUGCAGCUGUCCAGUGCAGUCCUGAUCUACCAGAGCAGCAAUGCAUUGACUGUCUGGAUGAGAUUUUUAAGAUUAUUCCUGUGCAUAUGAAUGGGAAGAGAGGAGGGAAAGCUGUGGCCCCUAGUUGUAACUUUCGGUUUGAGAUCUACCUCUUCUAUGAGCCUCUUCCUGACGCUCCGUCGCCAUCUCCCACUAAUUUUCCUCCUCCUAGUUUUCCUCCUCCGCCAACCAAUGCCACAACUGGAAAUGGAAAGGGCACAAACACUUCUCGGAUUAUCCUCAUUGCUGUUGUUCCCUCCGUUGGUUUAACAUUUAUUAUCACUCUCAUAUGCCUUUUCCGGAAGAGGGUUCAUAAAGAAAAAGUCGAAAUUCCAUUUUGUGGAGAUGAUGAUGAAAUCAUAAGUUCGGAAUCUUUACAGUUCGACCUUGACACCAUUAUAGCUGCAACAAGUGACUUCUCAGAUGCUAAUAGGCUCGGAAGAGGUGGAUUUGGUGAUGUUUACAAGGGGGUGCUAUCAGAUGGAAAAGAAAUAGCUGUGAAAAGGCUGUCCAGGAAAUCUGACCAAGGUGAACUUGAAUUUAAGAAUGAAGUUCUAUUAUUAGCCAAGCUUCAACACAGAAAUUUGGUUAGGCUCCUAGGCUUUUGCCUAGCAGGAGAGGAAAGACUUCUCAUCUAUGAGUUUUUGCCCAAGUCAAGCCUUGAUCACUGCAUAUUUGAUCCAAUCAAUAGAGCACAGCUGGAUUGGGAUAAACGUUAUAAAAUCAUAGAAGGCAUUGCUCGUGGUCUUCUUUAUCUUCAUGAAGAUUCUCAUUUUCGGAUAAUCCAUCGCGAUCUCAAAGCAAGCAACAUUCUCUUAGAUGCAAAUAUGAACCCUAAAAUUUCAGAUUUUGGUAUGGCAAAGUUAUUCACAACGGAUCAAAGUCAUGCUAAAGCAAGUAGAAUUGCGGGUACCUACGGCUAUAUGGCUCCAGAAUAUGCAUAUAAAGGGCAUUUCUCAGUUAAAUCCGAUAUCUAUAGUUUUGGUGUGCUUAUAUUAGAAAUUGUGAGCGGCCAAAAGAUUUGUUUUCAUGAAGGAGAGGAAUUAGAGCAUCUUGUUUGCUAUGCUUGGAGAAAAUGGAGGGAAGGAAAUGCUUUGGAUAUAGUAGAUCCUACUUUGGGAGAUGAAUCAAGAAGUGAAAUAAUGAGAUUCAUCCAAAUUGCACUAUUAUGUGUUCAACAAAGUGUAACUAACAGACCAACAAUAGCUUCAAUUGUUUCCAUAUUCAAUAGCUACUCUUUCCCUCUUCCUACUCCUUUACGACCAGGAUUCUUUACACAUAGUACCACACAGAAGAUGGAGCAUAAUUCUCAUAUAAAUGAGGUUGAUCAUUCGGAUAGAAAUUCAGCCCAUUUCUCAACAAAUGGAGAUUCGAUUAGUGAGAUAUAUCCUAGAUAAAAUUUGUAGAAUGUAUCUCAUAUGUAUGACUAAUUGUAGGCAUGUUCUUUUAUUUUUCUAUAUGAGGUAAUGAAUUGUUAACUAUAUUUCACUA